AUGAGGCCAGGUGUAUGCCGGAAGAGAAGCAGCAGGGUUCUCCGGGAGAGCAGCGGGUUACGAGAAAUUGGUGAUAGCUCACCGGGAGAACUCAAAAGGCGGACAAUUAAGCCGAAAAAGAGGCAGCAGAUCCCGCCGGAGGUCGCUGAGGUUCAGGAGUUCUUCACGUUGGUUUUUCGCGGCGUCCCUGAAGGUCGCGUGUUCUGCCGGAAAAGAUGCAGCGGACGGUCUGUUACGCCUAAAAAGGAGCAGCGAGUCCCGCCGGAGAAGAUGCAGCACCCACCAGAAUUGGGAUCGUCGGUUACGUGCGCGGUGGUCGGCAGAGUGGUGGCUGGACGCAGGAAAGGGGAUUUCAGGCAGGGGCCUGCCGGUGGUCGUUAG
This is a messenger RNA of Striga asiatica, 381 nucleotides long. The record is from the annotation of a GenBank genome assembly. Lineage: Eukaryota; Viridiplantae; Streptophyta; Magnoliopsida; Lamiales; Orobanchaceae.